This is a messenger RNA of Linum tenue, 285 nucleotides long. The record is from the annotation of a GenBank genome assembly. Lineage: Eukaryota; Viridiplantae; Streptophyta; Magnoliopsida; Malpighiales; Linaceae.
CAGGAAGACCCCACCAAAGCUCGUCUGAACCCUCCAGAAGGAGUGAAACAGGAAGACUGGGAGGCCCUCUGUGAGCACUUUGAGAGUGAUCGAUUCAAGGGGCGGAGCACAAAUAACAUACAAAACAAGGCUAAGCAGCAGUAUGCUCACACUACUGGGGCAAAAUCCCACGACCAGAGAGUGUAUGAAAUGGAGCAAAAGAAGCUGGCUGCACAAGCAGCUCAAACGGAGCAGGUAGAUGACCAGGAUGCUGAGGAUGAUGAUGCGGUGCCCGUUGACAUUGAG